This is a messenger RNA of Necator americanus (New World hookworm), 429 nucleotides long. RefSeq lists its product as uncharacterized. The transcript is spliced from 2 exons. Lineage: Eukaryota; Metazoa; Nematoda; Chromadorea; Rhabditida; Ancylostomatidae. The coding region runs from base 1 to 429 and encodes 142 amino acids. The record is from RefSeq and is a predicted model, not a curated record.
AUGGGAAGAAGGGCUACUUCGCCGACACUCACUCCAUUGGCAAUGUUAAUGACAGGGGAACAUCUUUUCAAGUUGCUGCUAGCUGCUUUAGUAAGACAUAUGCUCUCCUCAGGCGCUUUUCUGGUUGAAAUCGCUGAGCAGCUCCCUUCCGCAACAUCUGAACUGGAAGUGUUUCCCUCUAUCGUCCUGGAUGCACUUUGCGGAGGAAUCAGCGUCGCAAACCUUUCUCCUGGUCCGUACUCCAACAUGAAUAGGCAUACGUUGGCGGAACUUUGUUCUGCAUUCUUCGUCUUUCAGACCUACCGUGUGGAGUUUAGUCAAGGUGAAACUCUUCAGUUCCUCUUGAGCAACAAUAAAGAUGAGGAGAACUGGGCUGUGGUCGGCAUUGAAUGUGACAUCUCGAAAAGCUCUGCAUUUACAGAUAUCUGA